AUGACAAACUUCGAACAAGCAUUGGACGAGCAGGAAGGCGCGAUGUCAACACCAGAACACAACCGUGUGGCUCUCGCUGCCCCUGAUUCCUCCUCAUCCAUCAUCCAGCCUCUUCCCCCCGAUAAGAGCUUUUUCCCAGAGACUGACGAUUUCCACAUUCCCGACUCCGUCGAACGUCUCGCCGGGUGUUCCCAUAACCAAAUCCUGGAGAAAAUCUAUCAGAUUCAAGAACGAUUUAAAGAGGACGAAGAGGAAUCUACCCAGUACCUUCUCAUCACCGAUGCCCAGGAGGACCUCCAAGCCAAGCUUUUCGAGAGAAAAAUUGCAGGAGCGCGAGCAACUGUGUCUGGUCAGAGAAUACUUUUCCGCAUCAUGCCUGGGUCACGUCAUGAAAGGCUUGUUUCCAACCUUUCAUCAUGGUUUGUUCUGGCAAUGCAAGCAGCAGGCAUCCCGAUGGAUCCCAGCAUAUGGAUGCCAACCGGCGCAACACGAAAGACCGGGAGAUUCUGUGGGAAGGAACCCGACUAUGGCAUAGUCCCAGGAGCUGAUUAUGGAAUGCUCCCACCGAGUGAAUAUGACGCAGAGACGGAUGGCAUUCAGCUUGAAGAAGCUUGGCCCUCUAUGGUGAUGGAAGCCGGUUACACUCAGUCCUCGCGGAGCUUUCGCGCGACGGCCGACUGGUGGUACAGGAACUCGGGCCGCAGAACGAAAUUGAUCUUGCUCUUCGAACUUCGACGAAUCCCAACGUUUUCUGUUCACAUUCAACUUUGGCAGGAGGUCUCGACACCCCAUACCGGACGUACCUUACGAUCUGCUGCUGCUUCCCCCUUGCCCCAAGUUGUCAUGCCGCGGCUGGAAUGCACUCACUCCACGUACUUCGCCAGAGAUCACGAUCCUGCACCCAUUACACUGGAUUACUCCCAGCUUAUGAGAAAGCCGCUCCCCGAUGGCAGAUCUAACGUCAUUCUCACGUCGCACAUGUUACGACAAAUUUGUCGACCAUCAAUGUGA
Messenger RNA from Penicillium canescens, 1011 nucleotides. RefSeq lists its product as uncharacterized. Bases 1 to 1011 code for a protein of 336 amino acids. The record is from RefSeq and is a predicted model, not a curated record. NCBI's taxonomy places the organism in Eukaryota, Fungi, Ascomycota, Eurotiomycetes, Eurotiales, Aspergillaceae. The transcript has a single exon.